AUGAUUGAUAUCGAGUUUGAAGCUCUCAUUGAAUCCUGCCUCGUCACGGGAGGUUUGUUGUCGUUCUUUUUGAUGUCUGGUAUGGAGACUGCAACACCGUUCCGGCUGGUGUGGCACAUCACUGUUUUAAAUUUCUACCGCAUAUUUCGAACAACUUUGACCAAGCCUCUAACGGCCACAACCCAAUCACUUCCCCUCCUCUCCACCCUCCAAGAAUCUGAUCAAACAACCAUAAAAGCUUUCUACAACCUUUCAGACCGCCACAUGUCUCUGGCAUCCUAUCUAUUGAAAUACCUCUUCAUUCACCGCACAUGUCGAGUCCCCUGGAACCAAAUCGUCAUCAGCCGUACUCCAGCCCCGCAUAAAAGACCCUGCUAUAUCCCCCCCCAGCCGCCGCAGCCAUCUCCACCUGCGGAUGGUAGUCAAAACCAGAAGCCCCUGAUUCCAGUCCCGAAUAUCGAAUUCAACGUCAGCCACCAAGCCUCCCUCAUCUCAUUGGCGAGAUGCAUUAGCCCUUCACCACGAAGCUUGGAGGAGACGCCCUCCCCUCAACCCCUCUCCACCCCGAGCGCAAAUAACAACCACAAUGGUAAUAAUAACCACGUUCCCAGCCCCCCUCAAAUAGGCAUAGACAUAACCUGCACCGACGACCCAUCCCGCUGCCACCGCCACCCGCCACGGACAGAAACCGAACUGUACGACUUCAUCGACAUCUUCGCCGAAGUCUUCUCCGCAAACGAACUAGCUGCCAUGAAGGCAUACCCGAGGAGCAGCAGCGGCGGCGGCGGCGGCGGCGGCGGCGGCGGCACCAUGAACUUGCAGGAAUCCAUAACGCACCGCAUCCGCCUCUUCUACACCUACUGGGCCCUGAAGGAGGCGUAUAUUAAAAUGACGGGCGAGGCGCUGCUGGCGCCCUGGCUGCGCGAUCUGGAGUUUGCAAAUGUUGUUGUUCCGGCGCCGCCGCUCUCAUGUCCAUGUCCAUCUCCAUCUCCAUCUCCAUAUCCGUCUGCGUCUGCGUCUGCGUCUGCGUCCUCGCUGUGGGGGGUGCCGGAGACGGGGGUUAGGGCUGUGCUCUAUGGGUGUGAAGUGCCCGAGAUCUAUCUAUCUAUCUAUAUCCUAUCUUUAGACCCGUCAUUUCUUUCCCCAAAUUGGAGAAAAUGCCGACGGCCGCUUCAAGACGAAAAGGAGGAGGCAAGUCGAAGGGGUGAAGUGGGUUUUUUGGGCAAAAACCGCUUCGCCAACCAGUUUCGCGGUGUUCCCAAAUUUGGCGUCUCCUACUUAUUAGUACAGCGGAGAUAG
Messenger RNA from Histoplasma mississippiense, 1299 nucleotides. RefSeq lists its product with no specific name. Gene Ontology annotation, cellular component: cytosol. The record is from RefSeq and is a predicted model, not a curated record. NCBI's taxonomy places the organism in Eukaryota, Fungi, Ascomycota, Eurotiomycetes, Onygenales, Ajellomycetaceae. The coding region runs from base 1 to 1299 and encodes 432 amino acids. The transcript has 5 exons. Gene Ontology annotation, molecular function: magnesium ion binding; holo-[acyl-carrier-protein] synthase activity.